Molecule: messenger RNA, 5841 nt
Organism: Acanthochromis polyacanthus (spiny chromis)
Lineage: Eukaryota; Metazoa; Chordata; Actinopteri; Pomacentridae
Product: ankyrin repeat and fibronectin type-III domain-containing protein 1-like
Exons: 18
Coding region: 1910-5128 (1072 amino acids)
Biological process (GO): regulation of establishment of bipolar cell polarity; establishment of mitotic spindle orientation
Cellular component (GO): spindle
Molecular function (GO): protein binding
Source: RefSeq, a predicted model, not a curated record
UUUCAGUGUGGUCUUUAUAAAGUACUUUUUAUUAUUACUCUCCUUAGACCUGAUGCAUUUAUGGAGAAAUAAUACAGUUUUGAAUCAUUUCAGGUGUGUACUCACUUCUGUAUGUCCAGACCUACAUUUUGAUUGUAAUUCUACCUUUUGCCACUGUGAGAUGUGUGAUUAAUUUCUUCACAUAAAGGUCGUAGUUUUUCUGAUUUCUUCUAAGCUUUCUCACACAAAUGAAAGUGCACUACUAGUUCAUGGGGGCUCAGAAAUAUUUGUCAUCACCGAUCUGCAUGCACUGCUGAACUUAAGAACCACGGCAUUUAGCAGACAGACUAACCGGAAAGACUAUUUUGAUAUACACCACAGACUCUACUGUCAGCACGUCAGUCGCAGUACAGAAGUAAGAAUUUUAAUUUUUUUUAAAAACCCAACGCCACAGCCUGAGAUACUGACAUGCAGCAAAAACCACAAUGACUCUAUAGUGUGUGUCUGUAGAUAGGUAGCACUACCCUGCUCACAUAACUGCUAUAGAGAUUGUUGACUGCAGGGCUAUUUUGAUGUUUUGCCUUGUCUUGUCUUCAGGCAGCUUCAAUAAAAGGCAAACACUUAAGCUUAUUUCCUAUUUCAACUUUCUCGUCAGCACUUUCCACAUAGCAAACAAAGGGGAAAACUGUUCCAAUAACAAUGGUCGGUCUGACCCCUAUACACCCGUAUCCAUGUAUAUGGACAGUGCGGGUACUGUGUGAGCUCCUGAGUCACCCACUGAGGUGGCAGGUACAGUGCUGAUGUGGCGUCAUUGUGGCCAGAGCCCUCAUAUUCUGUCCUCGGCUCACACCAGCCAGGGGAGUAUUUGCUUUCACACAAAGACGGUGCAUUAUUCAGCACACUAAGACUUAACUUGAUAGGGAGAUGGGUGGAAAUAAUCACAGAAAUUUGAGGCUUUUGUUUAGAUGGGAAAGUAAUGACAAGAGUGAGAUGACAGAGAUGAUAGAGCCUGAGUAACAUGCAUCUACAAAGAUGCUCUCUUCAUAUCUGGAUGCUUGGGGCAUGACGUAAAUCAAAGCGGCAUAAAAAUCACUUCAAACUGUAGGGCUGUGAAAGGAGAGGAAAGAAAGACAGUGGCGAAUGAAAGGGACUUGCUGACUGAAGAGGAUGGAGGAAAAAAACACUAUGCCAGGCUGCAUUUUGCCCAAGUGUUGAAAAUAAAAGCUGUAAGACAGAUUUUCGGGCGCAAUAGCGACUGACUGUAAUGAUGAAAAGGCAAUGGGACUGAUAAUGAACCAUCAUUACUGUAGCGGUGAUGGAUUUUCAUCUUCAUGCUGAUGAUAUGAGGAGAUUCAAAUUGAUUAACAGGAAGGAAUCUUGGCUCUUCUACACGCCUUUCAUCCUUUAAUUAGAUCGAUGGGUCCGUUCCUUUGUGCACUGGAAGACUCUAUUCAGAGCGAAGAAAACCCGUGUCACAUAAUAGCAGGUAAAAGAAGAACAAAAGGGAGAAUAGUAAGAGGCACGAAAAUAAAUGCUUCAAGGCAUUUUCAUCUGCUCUGUACAGGCAUUGUAACUUUUCCCCAUUUAUCCGCCCACACAACCCUUUGCUCAGCCCAUCCUUCAAGUCAGCAGAAAACUGUCUUUACUGCAUGUAAAUUUGUGUAAUCCUGACUUUAUGUUCUGUUUUCAUUUCUCUCUUUGUGUUUCUCACUUUGAUCCCCACUAUGCUGCAAACCAGCUUUCUAUUAACCUUUGCUUUAUAUAAUUCUCUGUGGCUGUCAAGUUGGGGGACCUGAUCUUUCUUUUAAUUACUAAACCAAUCUGUCACACCUCUGCUUACUAUUUCUUCAUUUUCUUUAGUUAUCCUCUUCUGUUCUACCCUCUCUCUCCUCUCUUUUCCUCUUCUCUUCCCUUGCUCUCCUUUCUUGCCAUGUCUGUAUCCAUGAGGAACCCACCCCAGCGCCGGCGCUCUCUGGGUCCCGUCUCGCCCAAACGCAUCUACAGAAACCUGUCCGUGAGACUGAAGGGUGGAGAAUCAUCUGUUGCUGCGGAAACAGUCACACCGAAGCACCUCGGCAAAUCUGCAGAGGCUUACAAGACCCUGUGGGAGGCGGUGGAAAAUGAGGACACUUUGGCUGUACAAAGCCUGCUGUCCAGAGAACAGACAAGCUGUGGAGGGGGAAGCUUGUGGGAGAGAGGAGAAAAGAAAGAGAAGGACUGGGAAAGAGAGAGGGAGAAAGGGGUGAACAGGGUCAGCGAUCAGGGCCUGGUCCCCCUGGAUGUGGCUGCCCUUACCCACAACUCCCCUCUGCUCCAUGUGCUGACGAAGGCAGGAGCCAGACACAACCCUGUUUUGUGCCGACCAGCAGAGUGGGCGCUGAAGCUGGAUGCUCUGGUGGCUCUAGCAGAUAAACGGGUAGAAGAGAGGAAGACUGAAUUAGUGAAGAAGGCUGGAGCAGGACCUCAGGCACAGGCUGAAGUUCAGAGGCACAUCCGCCUCUGGAGACUCCGGCUGCAACUGUACUGCCGGAUGAGAGAGAACUUCCACAAGACAGAGCUCCCCGGCCCUCCCAUGCAUGUAUCCAUCUUGGUAACCAGCACAUCAUCUCUGUUUGUGGUGAUCAAAGAGCCAGAGGGUAACACCACGGUGCUCAUCACCCGCUACAGAGUGGAAUGGAGCACCUCAGCCAGCUUUAAACGCAUCCUUGGCUCAGCGCAGGUUACAGAAACCAAGAACCCCUCCUAUAUUAUCAAGGAACUGACAGCAGGAGUGCAUUACUUUGUAAGAGUGAGUGCCUACAAUGUGAAAGGAUGGGGCCCGCCUCAGUGCUCCACUCCAGUCAGCGCUGCCCCCUCCAGCUGGAGAGAGUGCAUUGGUGUCAAGUCAGAGUUCAGAAACCAUGAGGGCCUUGUGAGGAAGCUGCUGGAAGAUGCCAAAGAGUCACAUUACAGAGGAUAUUGCAUAGAGAGCUCUAAGCCCCAGAGUCCCAGUAAGCGUCUGUCAGUGUCUCGAGGCAUCAAACAACUGUUCCAGUCCGCCACCAAGUUUGUUCGUCUCCUACAGAGGGGUGUGUACUUGGCAACUGUGUUCUACCACAAGGAAAACAUCCUGGUGACAGCUGAAGAUCAGAUCCCACUGGUGGAGAUCCAGUGCUGCUCCACCUCCAUCACCCACGACUUCAUUUGGUUUGCCAAGCUGUCCUGUGCCUGGCAGCAAGUGCCCUGGCUCCAGCAAGCCCUUUCCUCCGCUCACUCAUCCCCCUCCUCCCUCCUCCAGAACAGGCACAACAUUUUAAGAGCUAUUUCCCAGCUGCAGUCUUCCCUGGGAACCGAGGACCUGGGCCAGGUGUACUACGAACCGCUCAAAGACAGGCAGGGAAACGUGCUGUUAGUGACUCUGAAGGAGUUCCCAAACCCUCCGAGCCCUCCUGACCCGCCGCUUCACUGGAUCCCUCUGACCCGCCUGGAAAAGAACCGCAGCAGAACUCCUCUGCUGCCUGAGCCCACCGCCAUGGACAUGCUGUAUGAGCAGCUCAAGGAGAAGCUGUCCUUCCACAGGCACAGCAUUCAGUGGGCCCAGUCGGGUCUGUACGUGGGCAUCCUGAAGCUGUGCAGCUCAGUAGAACAGAUCAGGGUUCUGGUGCCUCAGAGACUACCCAAUCUACUGUGCCACACUCGGGUCCGACACAACGCCCACGUUUCCAGGGAGGAGUGGGCGUGGCUCCAGAGUCAUGUUUACACGGCAACCAAUGGCAGUGUUCAGAACCUGUUAAGCGGCGAGGAGGACAGCUUGAUGGAGAGCAGCGGUCUGGUGGAAUUCGUCAGGUCUCUGAGAGCAGCAGUAACGCAUCUCCUGACAAAGCUCAACAUCCCCCUCUACAGGGCGUAUCAGUAUGGAGUGUACACCAGGGAGCUGCUGCAGUUUGGAGAAAAGCUGUCCGUGCUGCUUCUGCUGCCUCCCAGUGAGGACUUCAGCUCCAGUUACUGGCCUCUGGUCGGGACCAAGGAACCCGGACUCACCAUGCCUCUGCAGAUCUUUGAGCUGGUUCACUUCUGGACGUACGAACGGGACUUCCUCUCCAAGUACUGCCAGGCCUGGGUGAAGCUGGAGCUGGACACUCAUCUGGCCCAGCAGGCUCUGAGGGAAGCACUAGACACCAAGGAGGUGCAGGAGGCCCGGGAGCGACUCAACCACAUCACCGAGCUCUCCCAUCGUUUGGAUGUGGUUUGGAGGGAUGCCCGCUGGAUUAUGGACUGUCUACAGUGUGUUCGGUCCAAGCAGUGGGUGGGGGCAGUGCCUCUGGGCCUGGUGAUGGGAGGAGACCCACCGCCAUGUCCUGACGGUGAGGAAGAGGAGGAGAGUCUGACUGCCAGACUGACAUGGCCCCAUCGGAUGCAAGCAAGAGCCAUUACAGAGAGUUUAGUCAGUGUCACUCCCCCAAACGUGGUCACUGCUGAGGUCUCCACUCCAGCAGGACUCGCCGUCGUCCCUGAAGAGGCUGCGCUGGUGUUAAUGGAGGGCGUCGCCAAGGGAGGCUACCCUGUGGACAUCUCUCAGUCGACUGCAGACCUCACGAGCAUUGGGCAGUCAGAAUUAGGAUGUGCGAGCGCUUUAAUAGAGUCUGGACUGGAGCCUGCUGCUGUUGCACAAUUGGAAGCGGGCUACACGGUUCUGGCUGCUCAGGAGUCCUACAACAGGGAGCUGGACUUCCCUUCUAGCAUCACCGAGGUAAUCCGGCCAAUGGAGAUGGCAGAGUUGGUGGACAUCUUGCCGACGCUGAGUCUAAUUGAGGAGGAGAAUCCCAGCGGCCCGUCCACUCCGUCUGUAAUGGAUAUGUUAGAGAGCUUUGGACUGGGGAUCGGUGAAAACGACGCUUUGUUUGACUUGGGGAACUCGGAGUUGAUCGGUGAAAGUGGGCGUCUGUCAGAGCCUGGUGUGAGCGAAACGCACUGUGGCGAUACGGUGCUGCAAGAACAAGGCAUGGCAACUUCUAACGCCACGGUGAGCUCCAAAGAGGGGGACGGGCCUGGUUUGAGCUGGGAUUUUCCUCGACGGGAGACAGAGACUCCGCAGGUUCCCAGUAAAGGAGCAUCUUUUCCAGUGAGAAGCCAGGUGGAGUGGGACAGACCCGCCAACAGUUUAUCCUGAUAUCCACUCAAACACUGACCUGCUUUGAACUUCUGUCAACUUCAAACAUCAGUAGACGGUAACAGCACACUUAUUGUAGAAACAGAAACUAGACUUCUUUGAUUUUGUCCUUGAUUAACUGAAGAUAAUGACUGAGUGACAUCUUGACAGAACCUGAUCUGAGACAUUUAUGAGAGUCAAUCUAAUGAUAAAUGUGGAAAACGAAAAGCACCGCGACUAGACCAAUUUGUGUUGUUGCACAUUUCUGGGCCUGUAGUUUAUCUUUUCUAAUAUUCAAUUCAUUAGACCGUGUCCGAUGUGCAAACUGAGCUAUAGUUGUCUUCAGAAUAUGCAUUACUCACUACAGCGCAAGGCGAUAUUACUGCUUGUUGGAGCUACAAACAAACUCAUUAAAUUCAUACAAGUCAGUCAAAUAGAAGCAUUUGUUUGACAGCCUGUGUAAAACCUGUCACACCUGUAUGUGUAACUGAAUAAUUGCGGUUCUGCUUUGACAUUUAAUAACAUACCAGUGCUUGUCAAGUUUAUUUUAGUUGACACCGAGAUACCUAGUGACAGAAUAAAGCCUAUUAUUUAGACAAGAAAAGUCCAGAGAGAAAAGCAAGCACUGCAAGAAAACACACUCAAAAUAUCAACAUAUAGUCAUGAAAAAGGAGCGUUUCAUUUUAUUUCACAAGGGAUUGUUCACUUUAAAGUCCUAUUCAAAAGACACUGUU